Messenger RNA from Klebsormidium nitens, 3443 nucleotides. The record is from the annotation of a GenBank genome assembly. Lineage: Eukaryota; Viridiplantae; Streptophyta; Klebsormidiophyceae; Klebsormidiales; Klebsormidiaceae.
GGGCGUCCAGCGUUGGAGGGGAGCAGAUCCAAGAGAUUGUCAAUGUUGGGCUUUCGCAGAAGCGUUUUGGAAUGCGGCCCAGGUCGUUCGAAAACCACGUGAUAGGUACGCCAUCUCUCUAAUCCAUUGCAAGUCCUUGAGUAGCGCCGCUUUGUCCACUGAUGGCGGAGCGCCGGUCCAAGCGUGCGCGGGUGGUCGAUUACGCUGCGCUUGAUUCUGGCGAAUUCAUUGAGGGCGUUGAUGAGGUGUUGCCCAAACCCUCAACUGGUACCAACGCAGAGUCUGUAGAUUAUAAGAAGCUGUCGAAGUUGAUUCUGAAGGGGGAGUAUGGGGAUAAAACAAAGGUGCUGUUUGCAAAGCCGGAAGAACUAGAGGAAGUGGUGCGGGGCUCAGGGUUUCAAAGUCCAAUUGUGGUCAAAGAUGCGGGGGAAGAGGGAUUGCGGAAGCUUGGAAUCAGGCUCCCUGACGGCGAGCUUACUGUAGACCUCAUAGCGCGGCUGGUCGGGCCGCAGCACGCGAUCCCGACCAUCGAUGUGGCGACGCAGGCGGAGGGGCCCAAAUGGACCAUGGAGCAGUGGCGCUACUACUGGAACAUGCCGCCCUCCUCGCGCAAGAAGCUGCUCAACGUCGUUUCUCUCGGCCUGUUUGGGACAGGCAUGGAGUCGCAGGUGACCGCCCCGUCCGUCGUGCGCGACCUCGACCUCGUCAGCCGCGUGUGGCCCCCCGACGACUGGUACCCCCCCAAAGUGCAGCUGUACGUUCUCAUGUCCCCCCAAGGCUGCUACACCGACUUUCAUGUCGACAUGGGGGGGUCCUGUGUUUGGUACCACCUCGUCAGGGGGAAGAAAGUGUUCCUGGUCGCACCCCCCUCUGCGAAAAACCUGGAGGCGUUUGAGGAGUGGGCGUCGUCAGAGAAGCAGGGGAGCGUGUUCCUGGCGGAAAAAGGGGAGGGCUGGCAGCGCGUGGAGAUGGAGGCGGGGGAUACGCUGCUCAUGCCUGGCGGUUGGCCGCACGCGGUGGUGACUCCGGUCGACAGCAUUGCGGUGGGCGGCAACUUCCAGACGGGGCAGACGUUCACGGCGCAGGCGAACGUGUGGAAGCUGGAGGACCGCCUGCGCGUGCGGCCCAAGUUCCGGUUCCCCUCCUUCAAGCAGCUCAUGUGGUAUGCGGCAUACUACUACGUCCAGCGCCUUCAAGAGGACAAGGAGCGGACGGGCGGCGAGCACCACAGCCUGUCGCGCUGGGAGUCCUCGGGCCUGCGCGCGCUUGUGGGGCUGCUGAAAGGCUGGCAGGUCCAGGCGAGGGGCGACCAGAGCGACGUCCCUGCGUCGAUCCCGAGCCCCGACAUUCUGUUGCACGAGCUGGAAGAGCUGCUCCCGCCGCCGCCCAGCCCGCGCCUCAUCACCAUCAAACGGACGGACAGCUCCGCGGGCAGCCUGGACAAGGCCCCGUCCGAGAAGGAGAGCAAGCCCAAGUCGAAGCCGCCCGCGAAAGCGGCCCCCCCGCGGCCGCCUCAGAAGACGCUCGGUGUGAAGGGGCGCUUGCUGGCCAAGCUGGGGAUGAAACGAUCACAGCCCAUCUUCUCCCUGCCCCGCGUUCACACCGAAAAAGUGCCGCCAAAGGCGCCACCGCCGCAACUGGGGGCUGAGCGGCCUGCGAAAAGGGCCGAUGACGUCACCAAGGAGAAGUACGGGGGGCUGAGGAUUCAAGUAGAAACGAUCGAACCCGAGGGGUCGGGGCGUCCGGGGGAACCGGGCGGACGUAACGGACAUGAGGCGGGUAAAGGGGAGCGUUACGGUCGGGGAAGCACAUCAACGGGAGGUUCCGGCGAUGGGCCUCCCAUAAAGAUACCGAAGAUAGUGAUCCGGGGGCUGAGUGGGCUCGGCUCGCCACGUGGCGCUCUUGGGGAGCAGCCACGUGUCAAGUCGAGGAAGGAAGAACUUGAAGGGCCAAUCACGGACGCUGGUCGGGAAACAGAGCGAAUGUCCACCAAGAGGAAGGUGAGUGGAGAGGAAUCGGGGGGAGGGACCGGUAGCGAAAGUUUGAGCGCUUCCGAAAAGGACUUUGCGAAGCUGCUCAUACGGCUGGGCAAGAGACGGACGAACUCGGACACGACGAGCAGGAGCGAGAGUCCGUUCCCGGACGCGGCCGCCGCUGACGUGGCGCUGACGUCAGCACGGGACGGCGAUGCGGGGCCCCCGUCAGAAAGCGCGCACGGCCCCGGGUUCACGGCGCGGAUGGAGCCGGGGGACUCCAUCCCGCCAGGGCAUGAGCUCAGCCGCUUCGCGAGCGCGUGUUUGAUGACGUCAGCAGUGGGGUCGAGCCGCGCAGGCGAAGACUCAGGCGACGGGAGUUUUUUAAGAGACGCCGUGGGGUCGUCCCGGGGAAAAGGCAGGCAGGGGUGGCGCCCUGGAGAAAUCGAAACGGGCGGCUUGGGUGUGAUCGAAGAAGGGGAAGGCUUGAAGAAUAAGAAUUCGGGCACGGCAGGGGAGGUUGGCGCUAGCGCAAUGAUGAGAGAGUUUCUCAGCGUGAUCGGAGAACGGCGAGGGGAAGAGACGCUUCCAAACGGAACAGCGGAUAAUGCAGGAAGCAGUCGGAAUGUUGUUCCCGACGAUCUUCCGACGGGGUCGGCGUCGAAAGCGCAGCCUGCUGAUGCUGCCAAAGUCGACGUGAAAAGCGGAACUAGAACGGGACCGAAUCGGUCGGCGGAGGGCCGAGAACGGCAAUCUCAGACGCCGGCUACAGGGCUGAGGAUCGACACGGAGAGGCCACUGUUUGCGACGUCCGAGCGGUUACUUUCGCCAACUACAGGACUCAUGAUGAGUACUGCGAGGCCGGCUCUCGGGGCGUCCGAAAAAGUUCUCUCGCCAACAGCGGCCCGUGCGGUUGGGGGGGCCGUACUAAGCCCGCGGCGGCCCCCCCUCCCGGCGGGGCUUCUCGAAAGGACUGCCAGCAAACUGACGCUCGGGAUGAAAGGCGCGGCGCAGAAACGAAGGGCGAUCAUGCUGACGGAAGUGAAGCCUGACCCGGAAGUGCUCGCGCAAAGGGAGAGGGCAGCCGCGGAAGCUCAGCGGAUUCUUCUGAAGGCGAAGUCGGUUAAGAAGACGGAAAGCAGAAGUGAGGAGGAGUCGCAGGCGGUUGGAGCGGCCGUAGAGGUAGCUGAUGCGGAGGGCUUGGACAGGGAGAAGAAUACGGAAAUCUUAGAAAAGGAGGGGGCUUCGACGGCUUUGGACCUGACGGCUGAGAACGGCCUGUUGAGUCCAGCUUUUGUAGAAGAGCCACGAUCUGAGCAGUUGCGGGAAGAGCAACCAGAUGGCGACUCUGAUGAGGAGCCCAUAGCUCAAUGGGCCGCACACGCACAGGGGGUUACGAUUGAUUGAGAAAAAAUGACGAUUCUAGUGCUCCUCGGUUACACCGUGUUAUCAGAUUUCUUGAGAUGGGUA